This is a messenger RNA of Topomyia yanbarensis, 2468 nucleotides long. RefSeq names its product novel acetylcholine receptor chaperone. The record is from RefSeq and is a predicted model, not a curated record. NCBI's taxonomy places the organism in Eukaryota, Metazoa, Arthropoda, Insecta, Diptera, Culicidae. The transcript is spliced from 4 exons. Gene Ontology annotation, cellular component: endoplasmic reticulum. Gene Ontology annotation, biological process: positive regulation of protein localization to cell surface; chaperone-mediated protein complex assembly. Bases 850 to 1374 code for a protein of 174 amino acids.
UCAGUCAGUGUGAUGUAGAGUUCAGAACGAGAAACACGACCAUAAGCUGUAAGGUAUACGACCUAACCAAGCCAAACCGAUAAGCCACAAGAAGAAAUAUUUAAUACUGUCUGUGCUGUAGAGUUAUUGAUAUAGUACCACCGCCCGAGUAACGUAGCCGCUUUUUUUUUACUGUGCCAUCCCAGUUGAAACCAGACAGGGAUAAUACCAUCAUCUAUCAUUUCCCUUAGCAGUGACCCCCUCCCAUACGAUCAAACGACGGCCCGUGUGAAUGGAAGAAAAAGACGUCGGUCUCUAGUGCUUUAGUAUUUAGGAUAUUGAUUAUUUCAAACGAGUGACGAAAAAUUUCGUUUUUAAAAUUGUUCCGUGGCUGUCUCGAAAAAAAAAAGUUUUUUUUGUUCUACUAAUAUAGUGUCUAAUUAUAUCGGGAUCAUUUUCCCGGUAAUCAAUGCAAGUGAUAUUGGCCUCUGGUGAGCGUGAUCGAGCGGCGGAAGAGUAAAAAUAAAUAACGAGAAAAAAUCGAUCAGGUGACGGAGACACAAAUCAUGUGCGGAAAAAAGGAUGAAAGUGAUGAAAUGCUGGGUGCCUGAAGUAGCUGGAUCAACGCAAGGAGCAAACGUGGCAAGCCGCCAUAGCGGAAGAAAUCCCAAAGCAAAAUUUCUCUGUGAUUUGUAGUUUAAAAAUACGAAAAUUUUAAAUAGCUAAAGAAAGCGACCCAUACCAUAACAAAAAAAAAUCAAAAGAGUGAAUUUGCCUCACGGGCAAAUUGUUAUAUUUUUUUUUUUCACUUGGCAUCGCGACCCAGCGCGCGCGUUUCACACAUUAAAAGAAGCUGCGAAGGAAGCCGCCAUGACGACCACAACCGCACAGGCGACAACACCCUCCAGCAUCCAGAACACCCAACGAAUGGGCUCGAUAGUGCUGAAGAGUUUGUCCAUUCUGCUAGGGUUGUUCUUCAUCUUUAUCGGACUGAUGAAGCUAACGCCGCACAUCAGCAAGGAACUGCAUCGAGAUUUGCGAAAAAACUACGUCAAGUAUGCGAAAGUGUUCCCAUUCUCAUCGAUGUUCGAUUUUAAGCUGCCCUCGAAGUGGUACCGCCGAUCGGUCGGCGGACUGGAAGUGUUCUGUGGCCUCGCUAUGGUGAUCAUUCCCAGCCAUAAAGUCAAGAACGUGGCCAACGUAACCUUGCUGAUGCUGAUGUUUCUGGCCGUGUACUCGCACUACAUGGUUAGCGAUCCGUUCGAACGAUGUGGACCAGCUCUGGUGUUCACCUUCAUGCUUAUCGGCCGGCUAGUGAUAUGGUACCAGGCCAGUAGACGGGAGACGCUACUUGCUGCGGAGAAAAUCACCAACAAUGGUAUCAAGCAGGAUUAAGCAGCAGGACAUUUGUAAUCUCUGAUCUCAUCCACAAACGAAACAAGCAGCAAACUAAUGCACAGACUUUUGAUAAGUUAUUUCCUCCGCAUUGUACUGUACUUAUGCAAAUGAAGCGAAUUGUGUUUCUCGUGACGACGUACAUACACACUCCACCUUUCCCCUAUGUCAAUGAGGAUCGAUGUGGACCUUUCUCGACGAUCCGAGUGGAGCUGGAACAUUCUGCGGUUCACAUAUUGAUCCAUUUACUUUGUAUUUGACCACGUUGAGGACAUCAUCAAAUGAAUCAAAUCGAACAACUGAACUCAACAAAAUUAGAAAAAAAAAAAACGGAAUCUACAUCCAAUCGCAUCAGAAAGUUUGUUUAUAGUCAAAUGUGUUCAUUAUUGUCAGAAAACCGGACAUCUCUAGUCAGUUGUAUUAUCAUUUCUUGUUUUCUGUACCUAAAUCGUAUACUGGUGAUGCUAGCGAACGAAUAUCUUUUUCAUUUAUUUGCAGCCAACGCAACGUAACGGCAAAUAAAUUUCAAAAUCUUAACUCUAUCCUUUUUCGACGAUAAGCUUAAAAGACUUCAGCAAAGCGUUUCAUUUAAUGCAGACUGCGCAGUACGCAACUAAGAACAUUUAUCAAGUGUAUAAGAAAAAUCACAUUGCAAAGUAACUAAAUACACUGCACUUUUUUCAAGUAGUAAAAUAAGAGCAUUGAAACUCGGUUCUAGAAAAACAGCCACAAAAUCGAUUUAUAAUUACUGCAAGGAGAAGUCUGCAUUCGAAUAAAAACCGACGAGCAGCAAAUGAAAAUACUUACCCGUUUUAAAAUAAGCAAGAGAAGAAAAGACAAAUUUUAUCCAAAAUUCAAUGCACCAUCGUUGUUUGAAACUACGUAAGCAAGCAAAACAUUGUCAAUAAAAAAAUGUAGAAGCGCACUGAAACUACUACCAUAAUGUUUCCAAUAGUUUAACAGACAAGAAGGUAAAAGCAAAUAGCAGAGCAACUGAUAAACAAGCGAAAUUAUGCAACAACAACAACAACCAUAGUCAAACCAUAUUACAAGUUUAUACGAAAAAUAGACCAAUAAAGGCAAAUACGAAUGAA